AUGUAUUUUGAUUGCAUGGAAAGGGAAAGGCGACAGUCUCUAAAAGUGUUUAGAGCUCCCAAAAGACUUUCACAGGAAUCGAUAAAGUUGCCAAAUAUAAUCGAUACGAAAGUAGAACCACUUUUCAAAUUUCCUGAUGAAUUAUCUAAUGUUCCGUCUUGCAAAAAAUUCAAAUCGAAAAAUAAAAGCUCCGCACUUUUUAAAAAAGGAGACAAAAAGGUUUCGUCAAAAAAAUCAUAUACGGAACAGCGACUGAGAAGAGAGGAAGUUCGAAGAUACUUAAUUGAAUUGAUCGUAAGACCAGAACUAUCUGAAGAUGGAAUUAAUAAAGGAGAUAAAGAUAUUAAUAAAUACUACUAUUAUAUUCAAAACGGAAUCGAUACCAUUCACGUUACUCCCCUGGAAAAGAAAAUAAUAGCGAAUAUUAUGAUUUUAAUUCCCAAAGAAUUUCGUCACAGAUUUUUCGAAUUCGUGAAUGAUUUAUUAAAGGAAGUCGAAAAUGAAUUUAUUGUUACAAUGAAGAAGUCGAUUAUUGAAUUUGCAAUGAUAAAUCCACAGGAAAGUGAUAUUUCUGAGGCAAGUCUAACAAAAGAAAAAGCCGAGAUAAAAAAAUUUUUGUGUCGCAAUAUGAAACUUUUUCGAGAGAACCAAGUUAAGAUGUAUAAAAAUUUGCAUUUGAUAAAUCCGUCUAUGCGACAGACUCUCGAUAGCUGGAGUCGCAAUUAUCGAAAUUUCCGCUUGAUAGAUCUGGAGGAAAUCGCGAAGCACACUCAGAGUUGGAAUUUAUUGGAUUUUCAAAAAAUAAUCGUCCAUCAAAUCAACGCUGCGAGAAGAAAGCUUGCAACAACCUGGUUCAGUGGGAUUCAAAAUAUUUUCUUUAUGAAUAACAAAAGAAAUCUCGUGCCAAGUCCUGUGGAAGAAAAGUUGUUUAAAAGAUUUUACGACUGUGUGGGAAAGCUCAUGGAGUUUCAGCUUUUAUCCGCCUGCAAGCAUACGCUUAAGGACUUUAUGGGAUAUAUUUGUGAGACAGAUCAUGCCAGAAAUCGCAGUUUUAAGCUUAAUAUAAUUGUAAAAGAGAAGGUUCCAAUGUUCGACCCGGCAACGGAGCACUUUGAAGACGUUUUUUGCAGUAUCUUGGAUGCUAUUUGCGCAGCAGUUACUGGCUUUGACAGGCUGGAAACUCAGCUAUACCUUGAUUGGUUUGGUCCUCAGACUCUACUCAAGCCACAAGUUUCAAUGGAAACAGUCGAGAAAUACAAAAGGGAAAUCGCCCUCAUAAUCAAUGAAAAGAAAAUCAAGCCUGAAGAAUGCCUCAAUGAAAUUUUUAGAUAUGCUCAAUUUUUCAAUAAUGAAGAACUUCAAAAAGUCAAUGAAUUUCUAGCUAACGAAUCACAUAAUCUUGAAGAGUACAGAGAAAGAAUUGAACAUUAUCAUAAUUUGGCAGCUCAAAUCCCUAUUGAAAUUGACAAAACUGCCUUUACGGAGUUUUUCGAAACGAGCUAUACAAGUUUCAUUGAGACUGUCGUCAACAAUUUGAAAUCGUUUGAAAAUGCUUUGCUAAAUCGCUUAGUUACUCAGUAUCAAUCUAAAGCAAAGAAUGUUGGAGAAGAAUACCAAGUGAUUGCUGAUCGGGCUUUGAGUGCUCCUGCAAACACUGCUGAAUUGAUGGAGCUCAUCGAUUAUAUGAAAAAGGUGGAGAAGUUUUCCUUAAAGCAGUUGGAAAGUAGUCUCCAGGAUAUUAUCGAGAUUGUAGAGUUUUUGUCUGACUACUGGCUUCUCACGGAGGAAGAGAUUCAUACCAAUAACAACGCAUUUCAGUGGUACCACAAAGUACCUCAAAUUUUGGAAGAUAAUAGGAUCAUCAUAGAGAACAAGUCUCAAGAGUUUCAAGACGCUCUUAAAAUUAGGUAUCAAAGAUUUGAAGAAGAGCUGGAAUCCUACUCAAAACAAGUGGAAGAAAUGCAAUACUUCGGCGAUAUAGAGGAAAUCCUCUAUUAUCAAAAAAAGGCUCAGACUUUAGAAGACAAAUUGAUUAAAGCUAUGGAGAAAAUAGAUAAAUUUAAUGAAGAAGAAGUAGCUUUUAGAUGGGAAACAACUCAGUAUCCAAUGCGAAAGAAAAUCGCAGAUCGCUUAGUACCCUUCAAAAAAUUAUUUGAUGCUGGUUGUGAUUUCUUGAUGAAAUAUGAGAAAUGGAUGAAUUCUCUAAUUGGUACUUCUAAUCCAGAAGAUAUAGAUAAUGAUGCAUCAAUGGCUUAUAGAACUCUCUACAAAUUGGAAAAAACCUUUCAGGAAACUGAAUCUAAGAUACUUGCUCUAAAUGUAAGGAAGAAGAUAGAGGAUUUUAGAGAACACAUGCCAAUCGUGUCGACGCUAGGUAAUCCGGGAAUGAAGAAAAGACAUUGGGAGCAAAUUUCGGAAAUAGUUGGCUUUUCAAUCAAGGUCGAUGCAGAUUUGACUCUUGGAAAGAUUUUGAAUAUGAAUCUUGAUGUGUACGUUGAACAAUUCGAAAGCAUUUCAGAAGGUGCUAGUAAAGAGAGUACUAUAGAGAAAAGUAUAGAUAAGAUGCACAAGGAUUGGGUGGAAAUGGUUUUCACUGUCAAUCCUUAUAAAGAUACUGGAACUUAUGUUGUCGCUGGUGUUGAUGAUAUUCAAGUCUUGCUUGAUGAUCACAUCACUAAAGCUGUCACCAUGAAGAACUCAGCCUACAUCAAACCAUUCGAAGCCCAAAUAUUAAAAUGGGAGAAGAAGUUGUAUUUGCUUCAAGAUAUUCUAGAUCAGUGGUUGAUGGUUCAGGGAACGUGGAUGUAUUUGGAGCCAAUUUUUUCUUCACCUGAUAUCCAGCAGCAAAUGCCAGAAGAAGGACGAAAGUUCAGCACUGUUGAUAAAACUUGGCGAGAUAUUAUGAAAACUGUUCAUGCUGAUCCGAGGGUAUUAUCUGUGGUGGGAAUAGACAAGAUGUUGGAAAGACUGAAGAAGAGUUUGGGCUUGUUAGAAUUGAUACAGAAAGGAUUAAAUGACUACUUGGAGAAGAAGAGACUCUUCUUCCCAAGAUUCUUCUUCCUCUCCAAUGAUGAAUUGCUGGAAAUUUUGUCCGAAACAAAAGACCCAACUCGAGUGCAACCACAUUUGAAGAAAUGUUUUGAAGGAAUAGCGAAGCUAACUUUCGACGAUGACUUGAUGGUUCAUGCUAUGAGGUCUGCUGAAGGAGAAGUUGUUGAGUUGGUAGAUGUGAUAUCUACAGCAGCUGCGAGAGGCCAGGUCGAAAAAUGGCUUGUGGAAUUAGAAGCCGAUAUGCGAAAGAGUGUUCGUCAAACAGUUUACAUGGCAAUUCAAGACUACCCAACAAAAGAGAGAACAUCUUGGGUUCUAGAAUGGCCAGGACAGACUGUACUUUGUGUUAAUCAAUUAUACUGGACUCAACAAAUAGAGGAGGCUAUGUUGAAUGAGCGUGAUCCUGCUGGAGCCCUUCGGAAGUAUCUUGAUCAAUGUCAAAGAGAGCUAAAUGACAUUAUUCUGAUUAUCAGGGGGAAACUGUCUAAACAAAAUCGCAUCUCUUUAGAGGCUUCCGUGACACUGGAUGUUCAUGGAAAGGAUGUACUAACAGAUCUUGUGAAAGAAGGUGUUACAAGCAAUAAUGACUUCAAGUGGCUCUGUCAACUCAGAUACUAUUGGCAGCAAGAGAAUAUGUUUACUUACAUGAUCAACUCCUUUUUACAAUAUGGAUACGAGUACCUAGGCAAUACAGGAAGGUUGGUGAUAACUCCUUUAACAGACCGCUGCUAUCGCACCUUAUUUGGAGCUCUAAGUCUUCAUCUGGGUGGAGCUCCAGAAGGACCAGCUGGAACAGGAAAAACCGAAACGACCAAGGAUCUUGCCAAAGCCAUGGCAAAGCAAUGUGUCGUCUUCAAUUGUUCAGAUGGUCUAGAUUACAUCGCUCUCGGAAAGUUCUUCAAAGGUCUAGCAUCUUGUGGUGCCUGGUCCUGUUUUGAUGAAUUUAACAGAAUAGACCUGGAAGUACUCUCCGUAGUAGCUCAACAAAUCCUAACAAUUCAGCGAGGCAUACAUUCCGGUGCGGAAAAAUUGUCUUUUGAGGGUUCUGAAAUCACCCUUGAUCCCACUUGUGCAGUUUUCAUCACCAUGAAUCCAGGAUAUGCAGGAAGGUCUGAAUUGCCAGAUAACUUAAAAGCACUCUUUAGAUCAGUAGCAAUGAUGGUUCCUGAUUAUGCCCUCAUCUCUGAAAAUAUGCUUUACUCUUUUGGAUUUUAUACUGGAAGAUCUUUGGCUGUCAAAAUCGUGACUGCUUAUAAACUUUGCUCAGAGCAGUUGAGUAGCCAGUGUCAUUAUGAUUAUGGGAUGAGAGCUGUUAAAUCUGUUUUGACUGCUGCUGGUAAUCUAAAACUAAAGUAUCCAAAUGAAUCUGAGGAUAUUCUUCUUCUAAGAAGUAUCAAUGAUGUGAACCUACCAAAAUUUCUGAAUCAAGAUUUGCCCCUCUUUCAAGGAAUUGCUUCUGAUCUUUUUCCUGGAGUUGUUCUUCCCGAUCCAGAUUACACUCACAUUAAUGCUUGCACUAGGGAAGCUUGUGCUAAUGCGAACAUUCAAUGCACGGACUAUUUCCUUGAGAAGAUACAACAAAUUUACGAGAUGAUGAUAGUCAGGCAUGGGUUUAUGAUAGUGGGCCUACCAUUUUCUGGAAAGACAUCAGCUUAUAAGAUGUUGGCUGAAUGCUUAGCUUUGCUUGAGGAGAGAGAACUGAUGGAUGAACAUAAGGUCGAGAUUAUUGUUAUUAAUCCUAAGUCGAUUACAAUGGGUCAACUGUAUGGAAACUUUGAUCCAGCUUCACAUGAAUGGAGCGAUGGAGUCUUGGCCCUUAGUUAUAGGGCAUUUGCAGUUUCAACAAAUGAAAAUCGGAAGUGGCUCAUCUUUGAUGGUCCUGUUGAUGCUGUGUGGAUUGAAAAUAUGAACACUGUGCUAGAUGAUAAUAAAAAGCUUUGUUUGAUGUCUGGAGAAAUAAUACAACUGGCUCCUACGACUAAUUUGAUAUUUGAGCCGAUGGAUUUGGAGGUUGCCUCACCAGCCACAGUUUCAAGGUGUGGUAUGAUUUACAUGGAACCAGUUUCACUGGGUUGGACUCCACUUUUAGAAUCAUGGAUGAAUACUCUGCCAGAAUUAUUAAGUGAGCAUAUCAGGUUUCACAUGAAAGAUAUGUUUCUGAGAUUCUGUCCUGCUCUCUUGACGCUUAUCCGAAGAUCAGGUGCUAAAGAAAUAAUAUACAUGCCUGAUGCGAAUUUAACUCGAUCGGUGAUGCUUCUUUUUGAUUGUUUCUUGGUCGAAUUUAAAGACGAAAAAUACCUGAAGUCCUUGUCUGAUUUGGAAAUCAGAGCUCAGAUCGAGGGGUCCUUCUUCUUUUCUUGUAUUUGGGCUAUGGGCGGAACUUUGCUGCCCGCCUAUCGAGAAUGGUUUAGCAUGCUAUUUAGAGCCCUGACAGAGCGCGAGUUUCCUGACGAGAUGAGAGAACGCUUUCAUUUGGAAGAAGUUUCCAAUCCUAAGAAACCUUAUAUCACAAUGAUCCCAUCAGCUGGUCUCGUGUUUGAUUACAAGUUUAUCAGGGAAGGAAAGGGGAAAUGGAAACCUUGGACCGACGAUUUACAAAAUCUUCCACUUAUUCCUCCGGACAUUCCCGUAAAUCAGAUAAUCAUUCCUACAAUUGAAACUGUGCGUUACUUCCACCUUUUUGAUCAACUCAUCUGCAAUCAAAAACCAGUUCUUUUUGUUGGUCCAACUGGAACAGGAAAAUCAGUUUAUAUCAUGGAUUUUCUGCUUAAGAAAAACAAUCCUCAAGUUUACAAACCUCUUUUCGUGACCUUUUCGGCUCAAACAACAGCGAAUCAAACCCAGGACAUCAUAAUGAGUAAAUUAGACAAGAGAAGAAAAGGCGUUUAUGGUGCUCCCCCUGGGAAACAUUGGAUUGUUUUUGUUGAUGAUCUUUCUAUGCCGUUAAAGGAAGAAUAUGGUGCUCAGCCUCCUAUUGAAUUAUUGAGACAGUGGCUCGAUCACUGGUCUUGGUAUGAUCUCAGAGAUAUGAGUUAUUUGAAAUUAAUUGAUGUACAAUUAAUUUGUGCAAUGGGUCCACCUUCUGGAGGAAAAGACGUUACACCAAGAUUCAAAAGGCACUUUUUUACAUUGGGCAUUUCUGAAUUUGAGGAUGAUGUUAUGGUGGCUAUUUUCAGCAAGAUCAUGAGCUGGCAUCUUGUGUCUCGAGAAUUUCCUGAUCAUUUUAAAUCUUGUGUUAAUUAUAUUGUUUACGGAACUCUUGAUAUUUAUAAGGAGAUCACGAAGAAUCUGUUACCAACUCCAGCCAAGUCGCAUUAUUUGUUUAAUCUUCGAGACUUCUCGAGGGUAAUUCAGGGAGUUCUGCUUUCUAGAGUUGAAUCAACACCAAAUGUGGAGGUUAUGAAACGUUUAUGGGUGCAUGAAGUUCUUCGUGUUUAUGGAGACCGUCUGGUGGAUGAUAAUGACGCGAAUUGGCUUGCGGAACAGAUUCGAAGAACUCUCUCAUAUCGAAUGGAUGAAGAUAUGAAUGAACUUUUCAGCGAUUUUCUUGAUACUGGAUAUAAUAUAACUGAAGUUCAUUUACGUAACUUGGUGUACUGCGACUUCAGCGAGCCUUCGAGUGACAAAAAAAUGUACAAGGAAGUAAAAAAUCUGGACAAUCUUUCCUUAGUGGUAGAAGAGUAUUUAAGCGAUUAUAAUUCCAUAUCUAAGACUCCAAUGAAUUUAGUUCUCUUUAGAUUCGCAGUAGAGCAUCUUUCAAAAAUAAGUCGGAUUUUAAUGCAGCCUCGAAGUCAUGCCUUACUCGUGGGAGUUGGUGGAUCAGGUCGACAAUCCCUAACUCGAUUGGCAGCCCACAUAUCCGAUUAUGACCUCUUCCAAGUAGAAAUUUCCAGGCAAUAUGGAAAAAAUGAAUGGCAUGAAGAUUUAAAGAGCAUCCUUCGAAAAACAGCAACCACCGAAUUGCACACAGUUUUCCUUUUCACUGAUAUGCAGAUUCAAGAAGAAGGCUUCCUAGAAGACAUCAGUAAUCUCCUAAACUCAGGAGAAGUUCCAAACCUCUUUGAAGCAGAUGAAAAAGCAGAAAUCUGUGAGCAGAUGAGGCAGAUUGAUAGACAAAGAGAUAAAUCUCUCCAAACUGAUGGAAGUCCUAUAGCCCUUUUCAACUUCUUCAUCCAAGUCGUAAAAGAACAACUUCAUAUUGUCGUGGCUAUGUCACCGAUAGGAGACAAUUUUCGCAUCCGAAUAAGGAAAUUUCCGGCUCUAGUUAACUGCUGUACUAUUGAUUGGCUUCAGCCGUGGCCUGAAGAUGCUCUACUGGCUGUGGCUACCAAAUUUCUCGGAGAGAUCAAAUUGCCUGAGACUGAAAGGAAUGCCUGUAUCGAAAUGUGCCAAGCGUUUCAUGUAUCAACUCAAGAUCUUUCAAAGGAAUUCCUCCUUCAAGCAAAGAGGUAUAGUUAUGUGACUCCAACUUCCUAUCUCGAAUUAAUCAAUACGUUCAAGGAUCUUCUAGAGAAGAAGAGAAGGGAAGUGCUUGAUGGAAAGAGGAGGUAUGUGGCUGGACUUGGAAAGUUGGAUAAUACUCAUAAGCAAGUUGAGAAAAUGCAGGGGACUCUGGUUGCUUUGCAGCCAAAGUUAAUUGAAGCUGCAAAAGAUGUAGAGAAAAUGCUAGAAAGUGUUGAGAAAGAGAAUGCUGAAGUCGCUGCGAUUGAGCAAGUUGUGAAGAAAGACGAAGAGGCAGCAAUGGUUGUAGCUGGAGAGGCAGAAGAAAUUCGAACUGAAUGUGAUGCUGAUUUGCAAGAAGUCAUGCCCAUUCUGAAUGCAGCGAAUGCAGCUCUGAAUACUUUAACUCCCCAAGAUAUUCAAAUUGUCAAGACUAUGAAGAAUCCUCCAGCUGGAGUUAAAUUAGUCAUGGAGGCAAUUUGCAUCUUAAAGGAUGUGAAACCUGAUCGAGUUCCUGGAGACGAUGGAAGAAUGGUUGAGGACUAUUGGAAGCCGUCGCUGCGAAUUCUCGGAGAUUUGCAUUUUCUAGAUGCCUUACUGAGCUACGACAAGGAUAACAUACUCGAAAGGAUCAUCACUAAGAUUAGAACCUCGAUACUUACAAAUCCAAAUUUCGAUCCAGACAAGAUCAGAAAUGCUUCAACUGCUUGUGAAGGUCUCUGUCGUUGGGUUAUUGCGAUUUCGGAAUAUGAGAAGGUUGCUAGAGUUGUUGCACCUAAAAAAGUUGCUUUAGCGAAAGCUGAAGCUGUUUAUAAUGAAGCGAUGGCUCAACUGGAAGUGAAGAGAGCUCAGUUGAAAGAAGUUCAGGAUCGAUUAGCUAUCCUCGAAGAUAUAUUGGCACAACGUAAACGAGAUUACCAAACGAUGAUUGAUGAAGUGAACGAGUGUGAACAGAAACUCAAAAGAGCAGAAGAAUUGAUUGGAGGUUUAGGUGGAGAAUAUAAUAGAUGGUCAGAAACAGCGAAGAUCUUGGGGAAACGUUAUUACAAACUCACAGGUGAUAUUCUAAUCGGAUCCGGUAUUGUGUCAUAUCUCGGAGUCUUCACAAUGCCCUAUAGACAGAAACAGAUUGAAAAUUGGAUUUCAAUGUGUACCAAUUUGGAUGUUUACUGUACUCAGGAUUAUCAACUGACCCAAAUUUUAGGCAAUCCUGUUCUGAUACGAUCUUGGAAUAUUUUUGGACUACCCUGUGAUUUGUUUUCGAUAGACAAUGGCAUCAUCGUUAGUAAUUCGAGACGAUGGCCACUGAUGAUUGAUCCACAGGGGCAGGCUAACAAGUGGGUCAAGAAUAUGGAAAAGGCUUCGAAUAUUCAUGUGAUCAGACUCACACAGUCAGAUUAUAUGAGGAUUUUGGAAAAUGCGGUUCAAUUUGGCCAACCUGUUCUUCUAGAAAAUGUUGGUUCGGAAUUGGAUGCAGCUCUUGAACCACUUUUGCUGAAGCAGACUUUCAAGGCGAGUGGAACUGUAUGCAUUAAGCUGGGUGACUCCAUUGUUGAGUACAAUGCCAAAUUCAGACUUUACAUUACAACAAAGCUACGAAAUCCUCACUAUUUACCAGAGAUUGCAGUCAAGGUGGCCCUUUUAAAUUUCAUGAUUACACCGGUUGGUUUAGAGGAUCAGCUCCUGGGAAUUGUUGUCGCGAAGGAAAGACCUGACCUUGAGGCUGAAAAAAAUCAACUAAUUAUCCAAGGCGCAGAAAAUAAAAAAAUGCUGAAGGACAUCGAGGAUAAAAUUCUGGAGGUAUUGUCAGCGUCUGAUGAGAAUAUCUUGGAAGAUCAAACAGCAGUUUCCAUUUUAAGCUCAUCGAAAGCCCUCUCGAAUGAAAUUGAAGCUAAACAAACUGUUGCGGAAGUAACGGAGAAGUCGAUCGAUGCAGCUAGAUUGCAAUAUACACCAAUUGCUGUUUACAGUACAGUUCUCUUUUUCACAAUCGCCGUUUUGGCAAAUAUCGAUCCGAUGUACCAGUACUCACUAGUAUGGUUCGUGAAUCUUUUCAAGAGUACGAUUGAUAACACCCCAACGGUGGAAAGUAUUGAGCAAAGAUUAAAGGAUCUGACAAAAUCCUUCACAUACUCUUUGUUCGUAAACAUAUGUCGUUCUCUCUUUGAGAAGGAUAAGUUGCUCUUUUCCCUCCUUUUGACUGUAAAUUUGCUCAACAAGCAAGGGAAAAUGUCCAUGGUUCAGUGGAUGUUCUUUUUAACUGGUGGUGUCGGUUUGGAGAACCCUCAUCCUAAUCCUACCGAGUGGCUUCCAGCUAAGGCUUGGGAUGAGUUGUGUCGUCUUAAUGACAUUUCAGGAUUUACGAAAAUUAAAGAAGCUUUCACUCGAAAUAUUAAUGGGUGGAGAGACAUUUUCGAUAAUAAGGAGCCUCAGACUUUGACUUUUCCAGCACCAUUUAAUAAAAUAGGCUUAUUUGAAAAAAUACUUAUUAUUCGGUGUAUUCGGCCUGAUAAGGUAGUAUCUGCAGUUCAAGUCUUCGUAGAAGCUGAAAUGGGAAAGCAAUUUAUUGAAUCACCACCCUUCGAUUUGGCUGCUUCGUAUGCUGACUCCUUCUGCAGCAUUCCUCUUAUUUUUGUUCUCACCCCGGGCGCUGAUCCAACUGCUAUUUUAUUGAAGUUUGCCGAUGAUCAAGGAUUUGGUGCUAACAGGCUGUUCUCUUUGUCCUUGGGUCAAGGCCAAGGUCCGAUCGCUGAAAGGAUCAUUGAUGAGGGAAUGAAGAAUGGAACAUGGGUUGUUUUGCAAAAUUGUCAUUUGGCUAAAAGUUGGAUGGGAACUUUGGAAAAGAUUUGUGAAAACUUCACUCCAGAAACGGUUCAUCCAGACUUUCGACUCUGGCUAACUAGUUACCCUGCAGAACAUUUUCCCGUUAGUGUUUUACAAAAUGGGGUAAAGAUGACGAACGAACCUCCCAAGGGUUUGAAAGCAAACAUCAUCCGAUCUUUUCUACAGGAUCCUAUAUGUGAUCCAGAAUUCUUUGAAAAAUCAAAGCAGUCUAAUCACUUCAAGAAAUUGAUCUUCUCACUGUGCUUUUUCCAUGCAAUUGUACAAGAGCGUCGCAAGUUUGGUCCCCUUGGUUGGAAUAAUCCCUACGAGUUUAACGAGACUGAUUUGCGAAUUAGCGUACUUCAAUUAAAAAUUUUUUUGGAUCAAUACGAGGAUGUUCAGUUCGAGGCGCUAAAGUAUCUCACAGGCGAAUGCAAUUAUGGUGGUCGCGUAACCGAUGAAUGGGAUCGACGGACUUUAAAUACGAUCCUGGCUAAAUUCUAUAACGAGGACGUGAUUACCAUUAAUGAGUGUCCCUUUGAUGAAAGUGGAAUUUACUAUGUGCCCCAGGUGACAGUCUAUGCACAGUUUUUGGAAUAUAUGCAGUCCCUGCCUAUGAUAACUGACCCUGGGGUGUUCGGGAUGAAUGAAAAUGCUGAUAUUAUCAAGGAUCAGCAGGAGACUGAAUUGAUAAUGACAUCUACUUUACUCACACAGGACACUGUUUCUGAAGAUCUUGAGGGUAGCAAGUCACCAGAUGAAGUUGUUUUUGGAAUAUCAGCGGAUAUUCUUUCUAAAUUGCCGAUGAACUACGAUCUUGUUGAGGCUCUUGAAAAAUAUCCAACUUCGUAUGAGCAGAGUAUGAAUACAGUCCUGGUACAGGAAAUGGGAAGAUUCAAUAAACUUCUGCAGACUAUAAGAGGAAGUCUUGUAGAUUUACAAAAAGCGAUAAAAGGUCUUGUUAUAAUGAAUUCUGAUCUCGAAGAAGUAUACAUAUCGACGAUCACAGGAAGAAUUCCAGCAUUAUGGAGGAAGGACUCCUAUCCUUCUUUAAAACCUCUUGGAAGUUAUGUUCAAGACUUUCUCCGUAGACUGAACUUUCUGCAGGACUGGUAUGAUAAUGGACCACCGACUUCUUUCUGGAUUUCCGGCUUCUACUUCACGCAGGCAUUUUUAACCGGAGCACGACAGAACUAUGCCAGGAAAUAUUCUAUCCCAAUAGAUUUAUUGAUUUACGAUUUCAUUCCUCUCAAAGAAAAGACCUUCACGAAACCACCCUCAGACGGAAUAUAUGUGUAUGGUUUGUUUUUGGAUGGGGCUCGUUUCAAUAUGAACACAAUGAAGCUUGACGAAGCUGUGCCUAAAGUUCUCUUUGAUACAAUGCCUUAUCUUUGGUUGAUUCCAAUGACGAAAGAGGAAGUUAAAGAAAGGCUGACCUACACUUGUCCAGUUUAUAAAACGAGCGAAAGACGAGGGGUGCUUUCUACAACCGGUCAUUCUACUAAUUUUGUUAUUGCCAUGUGGCUUCCAACUGCUAAUCCGGAGGAACAUUGGAUAAUGAGAGGUGUUGCGAUGCUUUGUCAAAUGUCUCAGUGAAUUAGAAAGUAUUAGGUCUACAAAUUACUUCGGUGCCUUUACUUUGAUGUCUUGUAAUUCUU
This is a messenger RNA of Belonocnema kinseyi, 11972 nucleotides long. It is a transcript of the gene Dhc36C, whose product is annotated as dynein heavy chain 7, axonemal. Gene Ontology annotation, cellular component: dynein complex. The transcript has 34 exons. The coding region runs from base 1 to 11910 and encodes 3969 amino acids. Gene Ontology annotation, biological process: microtubule-based movement. NCBI's taxonomy places the organism in Eukaryota, Metazoa, Arthropoda, Insecta, Hymenoptera, Cynipidae. The record is from RefSeq and is a predicted model, not a curated record. Gene Ontology annotation, molecular function: dynein intermediate chain binding; minus-end-directed microtubule motor activity; dynein light intermediate chain binding.